This is a messenger RNA of Puccinia triticina, 228 nucleotides long. RefSeq lists its product as uncharacterized. The record is from RefSeq and is a predicted model, not a curated record. The transcript has 2 exons. The coding region runs from base 1 to 228 and encodes 75 amino acids. Lineage: Eukaryota; Fungi; Basidiomycota; Pucciniomycetes; Pucciniales; Pucciniaceae.
AUGCCCGCUGAACGUGUCACCCUCCAGGUCGUCCUCUUUGAUGGCAAGGAAGCCUUACACUUCCAGGAAGGGACCAAUACCGACUCCUUGUACGGUGCAAGGUCUUCGACGGCGAGCAAGCCUUCCUGGAAUGGACUGAAGCCAUCUCCUUGUACGGGCCCUGGCUGCGAAAUGGCCCGAGCCGUUGCGGACACCAACGGCAACAAUGAAGUGUAUGUGGAAAAUUAA